Messenger RNA from Phytophthora sojae, 231 nucleotides. RefSeq names its product Kazal-like serine protease inhibitor domain-containing protein. Lineage: Eukaryota; Oomycota; Peronosporomycetes; Peronosporales; Peronosporaceae. The transcript has a single exon. The annotation marks the transcript as partial. The record is from RefSeq and is a predicted model, not a curated record. Gene Ontology annotation, molecular function: protein binding.
AUGAAAUUCACCGCUGUGGCUAUUCUCGCCUUAAUCGUGGCCACCAGCGCCUCCGCCGACAACAACGCCUGCGUUGUUCUAGAUUGCCCUAAGAACUAUGAUCCCGUUUGUGCGAAUAACGGUUUCACCUACCUCAACCAAUGCGAAUUCGACAACGCCGCGUGCGACAUCCACAUCCGUGUGCAGCUGAAAGUGCUCCACACAGGCAUGUGUCGGAGGGACGAAGGUGGC